GGCCCGGGCGGCGCGCUGUACGCGCAGGGCAGGAUCCCGCACGGCCCGGCUCUGGCUCCGACUCCCGGAAGUGCUUCCUGGGAGCGACACCCUGGCCACACACCUCACUGGUGGCGACCCGGCCCAGGGCCGAUCUGGGACCUCCCGGCACCCCCACGCCCGCGGGUCCUGGGACGGGCUUUCCGAAGCCUCAGCUUCUGCUCUCGAGAAAUGGGCGUAGUAACCGUGCCUGCAGGGGUCGCUGAGAAGGUCGCGACUCGGGCCGGGCAUGUGGGAAGCACAGGCCUGUGGGCGCCCGCUCCCUCCCCACCAGCCAUGGCCCUAGUCAGCAUCAACGAGCUCCCCGAGAACAUUCUGCUGGAGCUGUUCACGCACGUGCCCGCCCACCACCUACUUCUGCACUGCCGCCUGGUCUGCAGCCUCUGGCGAGACCUCAUUGACCUGGUGACGCUCUGGAAGCGCAAGUGCCUGCGGGACGGCUUCAUCACCAAGGACUGGGACCAGCCCGUGGCCGACUGGAAGAUCUUCUACUUCCUGUGCAGUCUCCGCCGGAACCUCCUGCGCAACCCAUGUGCUGAAGAGGAUAUGACAUCCUGGCAAAUUGACUCCAAUGGGGGAGACCACUGGAGGGUGGAGAGCCUCCCUGGAGACCAUGGGACAAAUUUUCCGGACUCCAAAGUCAAGAAGUACUUUGUCACAUCUUUUGAGAUGUGCCUCAAGUCCCAGCUGGUGGACCUCAAGGCCGAGGGCUACUGGGAGGAGCUGCUAGACACAUUCCGGCCUGAAAUCGAGGUUAAGGACUGGUUCGCUGCCAGGGCAGACUGUGGCUGUACCUACCACAUCCGAGUCCAGCUGGUCUCAGACAACUACAUCGUCCUGGCCUCCUUCGAGCCCCCGCCCGUGACUAUCGAUCAGUGGAACAAUGCCAAGUGGACUGAGGUCUCCCACACUUUCUCGGAUUACCCCUCAGGGGUCCGCCACAUCCUCUUCCAGCAUGGGGGCAAGGACACCCAAUUCUGGGCAGGCUGGUACGGGCCCCGCAUCACCAACAGCAGCAUCACUAUCAGCCCUAAGAUGACCAGGGACCCAGCCCCCUCCACAGCUCAGCCUGAGACCAUGCAGGGGCAGGAGAAGGCUGCCCGCCCGCCCUCCUCACUUCGUCUCCACAGGCCCUUCUGACAGUCUGUCAUCUGAUGGCCAUUCAUCCGUCCUCUGUCUGGGCCACCAACUUCCAAAGGUCCCCUCCAGCUGAGCCUGUCGUGGGCAGUGAGGGCCCCUGCCCCGGGAGCUCCUGCCCCAGUUCCAACCUUGGGCAAACCCACCACAGGGAGUUUGUGGUAACUCCCUGUCAUAUGCGCUGACAUUUUGUGACAAUAAAUGUUUUCAGUAAAACCA
Messenger RNA from Mirounga angustirostris (Northern elephant seal), 1395 nucleotides. It is a transcript of the gene FBXO6, whose product is annotated as F-box protein 6. Lineage: Eukaryota; Metazoa; Chordata; Mammalia; Carnivora; Phocidae. The transcript has 6 exons. The record is from RefSeq and is a predicted model, not a curated record. Gene Ontology annotation, molecular function: protein binding; ubiquitin protein ligase activity. The coding region runs from base 211 to 1179 and encodes 322 amino acids. Gene Ontology annotation, cellular component: cytoplasm; endoplasmic reticulum quality control compartment; SCF ubiquitin ligase complex. Gene Ontology annotation, biological process: glycoprotein catabolic process; SCF-dependent proteasomal ubiquitin-dependent protein catabolic process.